Meloidogyne enterolobii is the source of this 578-nucleotide messenger RNA. NCBI's taxonomy places the organism in Eukaryota, Metazoa, Nematoda, Chromadorea, Rhabditida, Meloidogynidae. The record is from the annotation of a GenBank genome assembly.
AUGGGGAAAAAACACAAAAAGCACUGCAGCAUCAAUACCAACAGCACUCAACAGUCAAAAUGUACUCCAUGUGUAGAAAUAGGAAUAGGUGGAGGAAGUGCUAGUUCGGAAUCUGCAGAGUCUAAUUCGCCGCCGCAGCAUCAAGUAGUGGAUAUUCCUGACCAAAAAACAAAUGUUCUUGGCCAAUUUCCGCAACAGGUCUAUUGCCCUACAUGUGACCAACACGUUCUUACUCGAACCAAACACGUUUCUGGUGUGCUUACUUGCGCGUUAGUCUUUCUGCUGCUGUUCUGCUGUUGCUGCUGUGGUUGUUGUUUAGUCCCUCUAUGCCUCGACGCAUGCAAAGACGUUGAGCAUCGCUGUAGUCAAUGCAAUACAUAUAUCGGAACGUUUGAACGCACUAUGCAGUGCGAUGGUAAAGGAGCCGACGUGAAGAGUCGUGGACCUGCAAAGUCCCCUAAUCAAUCUGGAAACUCUUCUAAGAAAGCUAAAAAAUCUCCUAGUCAACCUCAAGUGAAGAUCGUUGCUAAUUGUGUUGUUCAUCAAAUUUAGAUUGUAAGAGAAAGAGGAAAGAUAAU